Messenger RNA from Lepisosteus oculatus (spotted gar), 2208 nucleotides. RefSeq names its product uroplakin-3b-like. Gene Ontology annotation, cellular component: membrane. NCBI's taxonomy places the organism in Eukaryota, Metazoa, Chordata, Actinopteri, Semionotiformes, Lepisosteidae. The record is from RefSeq and is a predicted model, not a curated record.
UCAGCUAAAACAUCCACCACAUCGCGAAUGAGCGACACCCCACCCUGUCUUUUCAACCGCUCCUAUUUGCACCCUCUCGGACUGAUCUACCGGAUUAACAACAAUUAAUCAAAUUGAUUUAUUGUCUAUCCAGUCUGCAGCUACCGAAGCCAUGAGCUCUGUCCUUGUGGUCACCUUUAUGUCCGUCUGGUUUAGAGUGGCAAAAGGUCUAAGUACAGUGCCGUAUGCCCCAGAAGUCACUCCCCACAAUCUGCUGGGCAGAGUCACCAGCACAACCCUCACACUGCAACAGCCUGUGUGUUUCUUCAACAACCUCAGUGGCCUCCCCUGUGCUCCAGAUAACUGUGAAAUCUGGCUGGUCAUUGCUAGAGGUGAUGGAGUCCCAAAAUUUGAAGCCAUUAAAGGAAACACCAGUGUCUUGAUGAGCUCCCCCUAUCCAGAUGCCUUCAGAAAUAACUCCUCACCUAAUUACUUCUUGACCAAGCUGGGUGUUCAGAAUGCGUUUCCCUGUGCUGAGUCCACAGGCUUCAGGUUUUUCAGAGUUGGGGAUGAGGGCUUGUGCUCCACCAGCAACUGCAAUGGGAUCUUGCCUGCUGGCUCCACUGUCAGAGCAAAGUAUGUUCUCCUGGAUCCUGGUUCAAAACAGGUGGUAUCUGAGUCACAGUGGUCCAGUCCCAUCUCUCUGAUAGCGUUGAGCGACUCUGCUGGUAUUGAUGAGUGGAUCGGAAAGCGAUCGGGAGGAAUGAUCGUGGUGACGUCCAUCCUGUCCUCUCUGCUUGCCAUCCUGCUGCUCUUUCUGCUCACGGCCUUUGUCCUGAGAUGUACUGGCUUCCAAAAAGUGAAGCAGGAUGUGACGAUGCCACCUGCUCUGGGCUCUGUUCGUGUUAAGAAGUACAGCACCCAUAACGUGAGAAACGCAGAGGCUGUCCACAGUCCGGGAGUGACUCACACUGUGACCACUCGUACAUGAGCCCCUCAAGUCCUUCAGCCUAGUCCAGCUGCCCCCAUGUCCCUCCCUUCUUCCAAGCUGCUGCUCAGCACUGGAGAGAGUGUGGCAUUAAGCAGCCACAUGCAGUUCGCUACGCGCUUGAGGUGUGAUUUUUUUUCUUCAUUUUCUUUUUGCUCCUGAGGACUCAAAAUGCACAUCAAAACCCAUCGAAACUGGGCAGCUGAAAGCUAAGAGGAGGAAAUUGGUUUGUGCUGCACAAAGCCAUGGAAACUCUCAGCAAACUGUUGUGAUUUAUAACUGGAACCUUAACAUUGCCCCAUAAAUUGAUCAAUAUUUGUAUCAUGAUUUUUAUUCUCUUAUCUCUUUCACUCUUGGGUUGUGAGAUCUUUUCUCAGCAUGUAGUGUAUGUUUAUAUUAAGCAUUUCAAAAGUCAUACUCAUUUCAUUCUUUGUGGCAGAAUAUUUAUUAUAAAAUUCCUUGUAUUUUCUGUUUUUUGUUUUCAUUUUCAUUGACAACCGGGGAUAUAAACAGAGGUGGUGGGGAACGUGUACACAUCUAAGUGGAUUUGUCAUGAUGGAAUAAUGAUAUACAGUAGCACAGGAAGCAGUGUUUAUCCUGCAUUGAGAAUUCUCCACCUUGUCGUGCAGAAUUCACCUCCAUCCUUUCCCAUAACAGCUUUAUCCUCCAGCAGGAUGUCCUAGCUCUGGCUCGAGGGACCCCUCACUGAUUGGAUUUUGUUCCAGUCAAGCCGACAAGGAACAAAACCCACCAAAAUCUUGGGGUCCCCAGGAGUAAAACUGGGACCCCCUGUUCUAGAGGAUCACAGUGGGUCAGAACCUGAACAGGGUGCAAGGUGGAACCACAGGGGUUCCACACGCAGGUCUCACACACGCAUAUAGGAGACAAUCCAGAGACACCAGUUCACCUAGACAGGAUACGUGUAGAUAGCGAGAGGAAUCAGGCCGGCCAGGUAAACCCCAAGCAAACACAGGGUGGACACGCACACACUACACACCCAGAAACCGGUAGCUGUGAAAUGACACCGCUGCUCACUGUGCCACUGCAGAAUAUCAGGAUGUUGAUUUACUGAUAUUGUUUCAAGCAAUGGCAAUAACCAAUUCAUUCUAAUGUAAUAAACAAAUCUUUGUAUGAAAUGUGUGUGUACAUAUGUAAUAUUUAUGUUGUUUAAAUAGCCACAGUUGUUUGUUGUUAAAGACAACUGAGACUGAAUGUUUAACAUACACUGAUGGGCAAAAUUC